Messenger RNA from Glossina fuscipes, 3162 nucleotides. RefSeq names its product metal transporter CNNM4 (gene uex). Gene Ontology annotation, molecular function: transmembrane transporter activity. Gene Ontology annotation, biological process: magnesium ion homeostasis; transport. The record is from RefSeq and is a predicted model, not a curated record. The coding region runs from base 74 to 2902 and encodes 942 amino acids. Gene Ontology annotation, cellular component: plasma membrane. NCBI's taxonomy places the organism in Eukaryota, Metazoa, Arthropoda, Insecta, Diptera, Glossinidae. The transcript is spliced from 10 exons.
AAUAUAAAAUUUCUAAAAAUAAUUAUAGCCAAGAGCAUUUGUACGAAAAAAACGGGAGAAUUAAUUAAUUGAAAUGGAAAUAAAACAAAAGCCACAUUCAGAAAAUAAGCGGACUAGGAAGAAGAUAAGUGAAAAAUCCAAAAAUUUAAUAAAAACAACUAGCAUAGGAUAUAAAAGUGAAAAAUUAAAAGUCGAAAAAUCAAUUUUACCUAUACGUGCUGCAACAUUGAUGAGGCCGGCUUCAAACUCGUUGUCAUGUUUUAAUAAAUUAAUAUGCCCUUAUCGGCAUUUUUUAACAUUAAAUGUAUUGAUUUUCCUAAUUUUUAUGAGUUUAAUAAACUUUGCAAAUUGUGUCUAUAUUAACACUGGAAGGAAUUUACAAAAACAGGAGGAGGCGUCGCUAAGAUUCAAAAGAAGUUAUUUUGAAAUUAAUAACAAAAUCGAGAAUCGUCAGAUACGUUCCGAAGAAGCACCGUUGGCUGAGAGGAGCUCCACAACUGAUGACACGUCAUCGUUCGAAAUAACCGGGAUACGAGUUGAGGAUAGCGGCCAUAAUGUACAGUUUGAAGAUGGCAUACCCAGCGUCCUAAGAGAUACACAAUUUAUUAUACGCGUGUUUGGGAACGGUUUAACAGCGGAUACUAUGAUAGCGUUUAGCACUCAACUCAAAGAACCAGGAGCUCAUUGUCAAUUUCCAUCGACAUUAUUGCAUAAACCUUUAAAUAAUUCCGUGACCGGUGCAACAGCUUUGUAUGAAAUCAAGUUACCGUCAUCUAAGGAAGAAUUUUUUAUUUGCGCUAAAAAGGAUCCGGAUGCUUUUAAGGAAAAUCAAGCCGAUCCUUUGCCUUUAAUACAUAAAUGUAAAGAUUCUUGGUGUGCUUUGCGUACUCAUGAAAGCAUUUUACCACUAUGGGUGUCGAUUGUCGUUAUUGGAAUUUGUUUAUGCUUUUCGGCUCUCUUCUCGGGAUUAAAUUUAGGUCUCAUGUCCCUAGAUCGCACUGAAUUAAAGAUUUUGCGCAAUACAGGCUCCAAUAAGGAACGCGAGUACGCCAAGAAGAUACAACCGGUCAGAGAUCAAGGUAAUUACCUGUUGUGCAGUAUACUGUUGGGUAAUGUGUUGGUUAACUCGACCUUUACCAUUCUCUUGGAUGGCUUGACUUCUGGGCUUAUUGCUGUGGUGUGCUCAACGAUUGCCAUCGUUAUAUUCGGUGAAAUUACACCACAGGCGAUUUGUUCUCGUCACGGCCUGGCGGUGGGUGCGAAAACCAUUUAUGUCACAAAAAUGGUGAUGAUUGUAACGUUUCCUUUGGCUUAUCCAACUUCAAAAAUUCUCGAUUAUUUGCUAGGCGAAGAAAUUGGCAACGUUUAUAAUCGCGAACGCCUUAAAGAAUUAGUGAAGGUAACUACCGGUAUUAAUGAUUUGGAUAAAAAUGAAGUUAAUAUCAUUUCUGGAGCAUUGGAAUUGCGUAAGAAAACCGUCACUGAUGUUAUGACACAUAUUGAUGAUGCUUUCAUGUUACCUUUGGAGGCAACUCUUGACUUUGAAACUGUUUCUGAGAUAAUGAAGACAGGUUAUUCACGGAUACCUGUAUAUGACGGCGAUCGGAAAAAUAUCGUUACAUUGCUAUAUAUCAAAGAUUUAGCUUUCGUUGAUCCAGACGAUAAUACACCGUUGCGAACUUUAUGUGAAUUCUAUCAAAAUCCAGUGCAUUUUGUUUUUGAAGAUGUUACCUUGGAUGUUAUGUUCAAUCAAUUCAAGGAUGGUACUUUCGGUCACUUGGCUUUUGUGCAUCGUGUCAACGAUGAAGGUGACGGUGACCCAUUUUAUGAAACUAUUGGCUUAGUUACUUUAGAAGAUGUUAUAGAAGAACUAAUACAAGCGGAAAUUGUCGAUGAAACUGAUGUGUUUGUUGACAAUCGUACAAAGGUUCGUCGUAAUCGUUAUAAAAAGCAAGAUUUCACAGUGUUUGCGGAACGUAAGGAACAUCAAACCAUACACAUUUCACCACAGUUGGCCUUGGCCACAUUCCAGUACUUAAGCACCUCGGUUGAUGCCUUCCGAAACGAUGUUAUAUCGGAGGCGAUUUUACGGCGCUUACUUAAUCAAAACAUUAUAUUUAACAUUAAAUGUAAAGGUAAAGAAAAAGACGAUCCGUCCCUAUUCCUUUACCAGCAGGGUAAAGCUGCUGAUUACUUUGUACUUAUUCUGGAGGGUCGUGUUGAGGUCAAAGCUGGUAAAGAAAGCUUGCUUUUCGAAGGUGGACCUUUUACUUACUUUGGUACUCAAGCGUUAGUACCUGUUGUUCUUGUAGAGUCUUCUUCGCAACAGGGUUCAUUGCAGUCAUUGAAUUUAGAAAAUCCGAAAGUUCGGCAAACUUUUAUACCCGACUAUUCAGUACGCGCUCUUACUGAUGUCACUUAUAUUGCCAUUAAGCGUAACUUAUAUUUAACUGCCAAAAAGGCCACGUUACUGGAAAAAACUCGAAAAUCUGGCACUUCGUUUGCAGUCGACUUUGAUGCUGAGGUAGAAAAGCUGUUGCAUUCCCUACAUGAAGACGAUAAACAACAGUUCUUUCGCGGUAGCCAAAAUUUGCGCAAAGGUUCAAUGGUGUUAACCGCCAGCAAUACAGCGUCGCCAUCAUUAAAUGAUUUCUCGCAGCAAAGUCGAAGUAUAGCAGCGACAGUGACGCAACAAAAUUCGCAGGCGACUAAUAGCGGCGAAAUCAAUGAAGUUAUAUCGAUGAGUAGUUUAUUAACUUCAGAGGCAGCGGCCAAUAACAGCGAUUUAAAUACCCACGAAUAUAUCUGUAAUGACGGUGGUGGGGGCGGUGAUAAAGCGAUAGUCACGACACCUUUGCUACCGAAAUCGGAUCUUAAGCACAAUAAUGUCAAUGCAAAAUAACAAAAACCUAUUUAACAGUCUAUAUGAACUGUUAAAGAUGUAGCAAAAAACACAACAAAUACAAUAUGUUUUCCAUAAAUAAGUAAUAGAAAAAAGUAGAAAACAAAAAAAAACAAAAAAAAAAAAAAACAGAAAAUUUUGUGAAAACUUUUUUCUUCAAAACCGAAAAAUCAGUUUCUAUGUUUAUCAUGUGAUUUCUUUUUUAAGAUUUAGUAAAAAAAUAAAGAAAAACACUAUAAAUCGAAUAGAGAGCAUAUAUA